CGAUGAACAUAGGAGAGGAGAGGAGAGGAGAGGAGAAGACUUGCUAGUGGACCUAAAACAGCAACUUAAAAACUACUCACCAUAUUAUCUUCUUCUUCUUCUUCUUCAUCGUCUUCCUUUGCUGCCUUCUCAACUAAAGCAGAUUUGUUUUUUUUCUUUUUUUGAAGUAACCAUUUUUGGCGACAAAAACUAAAGAAAAUUAAAAAUGAGUGAAGAUCCCCAGAAACUCAAGAAAAUUGCUGCGGCCGCCUACGAUUACGAGAACGAUCCCAGAUGGGCUGAUUAUUGGUCCAAUAUCUUGAUUCCUCCUCACAUGGCUUCUCGCUCUGAUGUUGUUGAUCACUUCAAGCGCAAGUUCUACCAGCGCUAUAUCGAUCCUGAUCUUGUGGUAGAGGCUAUGUCAUCAAGUGCACAAACAGGGUCAGCAAAACCAACUUCAUCGUCAGCCUCAUCAUCGGUAGCAAAUGGUGAAGCUCGAGCGUUCAGUGCAGGCUCAACAGCUAGAACUUCAGGGCCAUCAGCAGGUUCAGGUUCAAAUGCAACUUCUCUGCGCUGGGAUCGGCACACAAUACAAUUUUCUGUCAAUGCUUGGGUUUUUAUUGUGGCUGUGCUUGCCAUCUUUCCACUUGUCCCUAGAAGUCUUUCAAAUAGGGCUUACCGGCUUUCAUUUAUGGGCACUGCUUCUUCUUCUGUAUACGCUUUGUAUGCACUAUAUGGGAGGCCAAGGGCAUGGACUUUACAAGCUGUUCAAGUGUAUUUUCAAUCAGUAAUUGCAACCAAAGAUUUUAUCUACUUUAUCUACUGCCUUACAUUUGUCACUUCACAUCUUUGCCUUAAAUUUGCUUUGAUUCCCAUUUUAUGCCGAUCACUCGAAUGCAUUGCAAAGUUCUUAAGGCAUAAUUUUAGUCGUUCUACCUUGUACAGGAAGUAUUUGGAAGAUCCUUGUGUGUGGGUAGAAUCAAACAACACCACCCUGAGCAUUCUAUCAUCACAUGCUGAGAUUGGACUUGGCUGGCUUCUAAUUUUUUCCUUGUUCUCGUGGCAACGCAACAUUGUACAAACUUUCAUGUACUGGCAGCUGUUGAAGCUUAUGUACCAUGCUCCUGUUACCGCUGGUUACCACCAAAGUGUGUGGGCGAAGAUCGGGAGGACUAUUAAUCCACUUAUCCUGCGUUAUGCACCAUUUUUGAACACUCCGGUUUCUGCAAUUCAGAAAUGGUGGUCCAGAUAGAAGUAAUAUACAAAGAAUUCUUUGUUCGUUUUCUAGCUUUUUUUUUUGGGGGUGGGGGGGAUAAAAUGAAGUUCUAUUCCAACAUCCAAAAUGCAAGAUAAACUUGCUACAUGAGAACUAUGGGUACUGCCUUACAAGUUACAAUCUACUACAACAUUGAACAUCGACAGCAGUGUAUGUGAUAAUUCCUACAACCCUUGAAUUGAGUCUCACAAUAUUAGCAAUAAUAAUAAGGAUAAUCUGAUAUGUUUGGCAUUUCAUUGAA
Gossypium raimondii (Peruvian cotton) is the source of this 1496-nucleotide messenger RNA. RefSeq lists its product as uncharacterized. The coding region runs from base 206 to 1231 and encodes 341 amino acids. Gene Ontology annotation, biological process: endoplasmic reticulum tubular network organization; membrane organization. Gene Ontology annotation, cellular component: endoplasmic reticulum; membrane. Lineage: Eukaryota; Viridiplantae; Streptophyta; Magnoliopsida; Malvales; Malvaceae. The record is from RefSeq and is a predicted model, not a curated record. The transcript is spliced from 9 exons.